GCUAACGUGAGCAUGUGGGUCGCAGCGUGCUAACGUGCACCCCAACAUUUAUCAUCCAUUUGAGGCUUAACCUAUAUUCACCCCUCUCGUCCCUCGUUUCGGUUCCCCUCACUCACCUCACACCGUUGAUUCAUUCGCAAUCAUCAGAGAGACUCGCCGAUCAACCAUGGCUGACCGUGCCUCCGCCAGCACUCGCCUCCACAUCUCCGCCGCACCUCCCUUUCCGAUCUCCAAAGAUUUCCAUGGCCCUGACAAUCCAAUUCCACUUUCACCACAGUGGCUUCUGCCUAAGCCAGGGGAGAGUAAACCUGCAAUAGGAACUGUGGAAAAUCAUGUGAUCUCAACUCCACCAAAUGGCAAUCGCUCAGAGACUGUUAAGACAUCUGGAAAUGGAGAGGAUGUUAAUGAUGACCAUAAACGAAAGGAUGUCUUUCGACCAUCCAUGCUUGACUCCAAAAGUGGAUGCCGUGAACGUUGGCGUGAUGAAGAGAGAGAUACUAAGUCCUCCAUACACAAGAAUCGUUGGAGGAAUGGAGACAAAAACCUAAGUGACACUCAGAGAAUGGAUCAGAGGACUGAAAAUCCAUCCACAAGGCACUUUGGAGAAGCACGUCGUGGCACAUCUGAUAGAUGGAAUGAUUCAGGCAAUAGAGAUACAAACUUUGAACAGCGGCAUGAGAGUAAGUGGAACACACGCUGGGGUCCUGAUGAUAAGGCGCCAGAAGGUCUUCGUGAAAAACGGAGCAGCCCUGGUAAAGAUAGUGAUCGGCAUGUAGACAAAGGUUUGCCUAACAUUUCCAAUCUUGUUAAGGAUGAAAAGGAAGGGGAUCAUUAUCGGCCAUGGAGACGCAACUCCUCACAAAGCCGUGGAAGAGUAGAGCCUACCCACCACCAGAAUGGGAUGCCAAACAAACAAGUGUCUGCAUUGCCAUAUGGGUGGGGCCAUGGGGAAGAUACACCUCCAGUCAUUGCUUUUGGGCGUGCUCGGCUUGGCUCUGGUGGUAGCUCCAUUAAUAGCACAUAUAUGCAUUCUCAAUAUCCUGGAACUUUAUUGGAUAAAGUUGAAAGUGAGCAGGGAGAAGCUCGUCCCUUUAGAUAUAGUAGGACAAAUUUGCUUGAUGUAUACAGAGUUGCUGAUAUGCAUACAAGUAGAAAACUAGUGGAAUUUGUGCAGGUACCUUCUGUUACUCAGGAUGAACCAUUGGAGCCUCUAGCUCUUUGCUCACCAAAUUCUGAGGAACUGUCUGUAUUAAAGGAUAUUGAUAAAGGGGAAAUAAUUAGUAGCAGUGCACCUCAGUUGCCAAAAGAUGGACGGAACUCAACAGAAUUUACGCAUUCAAGACGAAUGAAGCCUGUAAAUGCACCUUUCCAAGAUAGAGUCGAAGAUAAUGAUUCUUACCGAAUGGCUGAUGAGGUGCCUAGUAAUAAGGAAUCAACCUUUGAAGAAAGUCAUUCUGCACAUCAUGGUGCUACAUGGCGUGGCACACCACUUGGUGAACAUGCAGGCACACUCAUGCAUGAUGGCAGAGAUGUGUCCAGUGAUAUUAAAUCAAGAAACUCAGAUAUGAGCUGGUCACACCAGCCAAAAAAUACUCAUGCUCAGUGGGAGCAUAAUUUGGAUUAUUUAUCUGAAACCAGAGAUGUGACUAAGUGGCAAUCUAGUGGAGAUCCCAUUAAGAGGCAGCUAUCUGGAAUUUUGGACAGUGAAUUUGAAUCCAGGAGAGUUCAACAGAUUUGUCCAGAGGAGUUAUCCCUCUUCUAUAAAGAUCCUCAGGGUCGCAUUCAGGGCCCGUUUAAAGGAAUUGAUAUUAUUAGUUGGUUUGAGGCUGGAUACUUUGGUAUAGAUUUACCUGUUCGUCUGGAAAAUGCAGCAUCUGACUCACCAUGGUUGCAACUUGGUGAUGCCAUGCCCCAUUUACGAGCUAAGGCUCGACCACCACCUGGAUUUUCUGCAGCAAAACUUGACUCUUCAGAGGCAUCUGGUCGGCCAUAUUCCAGUACCUUUGGGAACAUGCAUUCUGGUUUAAGCGAGGUUGAGAUGCUGAGAAAUGAUUCUAUGCAUAGGAGUUCUACUACAGAAGCUGAAAAUAGGUUUUUGGAGUCACUCAUGUCUGGUAGCAAGAGCAGUUCCCCACUCAGUAGUCUCACAUUAUCAGAAGGUUUACAAGGGUUUCUUGGUAAUGAUUCUGGUAAUUUGGGCCCAUCAGGAGUAGAUAGCGGAAACAACCUUUACUUACUGGCCAAGAGGAUGGCACUUGAACGUCAAAGAUCCUUGCCCAAUGCUUAUCCAUACUGGCCAGGGAGGGAUGCAGCACCCCUUCCACCAAAAUCAGAUAUUUUUCCAGAUGCAUCGCCACAUUCAAAUAUGUUGUCUUCUUUGAGUGACAAUUCUCGUCUGCUUCAGUCCCAAAGUUCUGAAUUGAUGUCAAUAAUCCAAGGAUUAUCUGAUAGGUCGUCCACAUGCUUAAAUAGUGGCAUUGCUGGAUGGCCAAAUUUUCUUUUGCAAGGUGGAUUGGAUCCCCCCAUUCAGAAUAAGAUUGACUUGCAAGGUGGAUUGGAUCCCCCCAUUCAUGAUCAAAAUUAUGUUCAAAUGCCAUUUGGAAUUCAACAACAAAGAUUGCAAACACUGAAUCAAUUGCCCUUAAAUAACUUAAUUGCUCAAAAUUCAGAUAUUCCAUCUAGUAUUUUGACAGCAGAGAAAUUGCUUUCUUCUGGUUUAUCCCAAGAUCCCGAAAUGUUGAAUAUGUUGCAGCAGCAGCACUUGCUGCAGUUGCAUUCUCAGGCAGCAGUGGCUCCUUCACAACAGUUGCAUUCUCAGGCAGCUGCUCCUUCACAAACUAUGCCUUUGUUAGAUAAACUUCUAUUGCUAAAGCAGCAACAGCAGCAGGAGGAGCAACAGCUGUUAUUGCGCCAACAACAGCAGCUGCUUUCUCAAGUGCUUCAGGAGCAUCAGUCUCACCAGCGCUUUGGCAAUUUAUCUUAUCAACAGUUUCAGGGAGGUGGAAUACCCCUUGGGAAUUUGCAUGUGAAUCUUUCUCAAAUUCAACCACCAAAAGAAAUUUUUCCCAUGAGCUCUCAGACACCAAUUCCCAGUGUUCAGGGUGAGCUUACUACUAAUUCUUUGGAUUUACCUCUGCAAGUAAGCCAGGACACUAGCUAUAAUAUAAGCAGUGAAUCUUCUGCCCAGUUGUCUGACCAAUUAUUUGAGAAUAUUGGUGAUCAGAAAAGCUGGAGUGCUACACUUCCUGAGCAAAUUAAUGACAAUUACCAGAAGGAAACAUUGCCUGUAUCAGCUUCUGUUGAAGGCUCACUAUUGCUUGAGCAGAGCAGAGCCAAAGAGGAACCCGGCAAUGCCCAGAAACUUCUUCCUUUUUCUGACUAUACUGCUAAAACCUUGGAGCAGAUGCCAGACAAUACUUGUAGGAAUGAUGAUACCCUUGUGAGUGCAACUUCAGAGUCUGAUGAGAAUUCUCAGCCGAUACAGUGUGUCACACCUGCUGUGGAUAUGUCUUCAGCUGCAUCUUGUGGUACCGAGUUACCACUAGUUAGUCAACUGAGUGAAGAUGUAGAGAUUAAAUCAGAUAGUCUUGAAGAGCAUCAUGGUGGAAGAGAGAGCUCAAAGAUUGAUCCCUCAGUGGUUGAUGUGAGAAGUAUUGAAGUACGUGAACCCAAAAAGACUGCUGAGAAGAAAUCUAAGAAGCAAAAAUCUUCUAAAUCUCAGUCUUCUGGUCAGGCAAAGGGAUUGCUAAAAAAUGUCCCUUUGCAGCAGUCAAAGAAAUCAGAACCUGAGAAGCCAAAUUAUAGUGAAGCCAACAAGGGUGAACCAGCUCAUGAAACAUUUAUGCAACAAACAAAGGGUAAGGAUAAACAAUCUGCAACUGCUACUGCAGAAACAGAUGAUAAUCAAGAAGUUAGUGGCCUACCUACUAAUAUUCCAGGAAGCAACACUAAAACAGUUAUCGAAAAUGAGUUAAAGGCAGUCAGUUCUGUUGCCACACAGAAUACUGAAUUACCUUCAGCGAGAGCUUGGAAACCUGCUCCUGGUUUCAAGGCAAAAUCUCUCUUAGAAAUUCAACUGGAAGAACAAAAAAAGUCACUGACAGAAAAGCUUGUAUCUGAGGUUGCUACUCCUGUCAAUUCCAUGAGCUCAACAACUCCCUGGGUUGGAGUUGUCGCCAAUCCAGACUCUAUGAAGGUGUCAAAUGAUGGCCACAGAGAAGCAGAAAAUACUGAAUAUCUGGCUAAAGCUGAAAAAUCUCAAAAUAGUAAAAGCAAGAAAAGCCCAUUACAUGAUCUAUUGGCAGAAGAUCUUGUACCAAAAUCUAGUGAAAGAGAUGGCAAGGUUCCUGACAGUAUGCUCCCCUCACAAAAUAUAGCUGUUCACUCAAAACUGGUAGAUGAUGGAGACUUUAUUGAAGCUAAAGACACUAAAAGAAGCCGGAAAAAAUCUGCAAAGUUGAAGAGUUCAGGAGCUAAGGUUUCAAUGCCAGUUGCCUCUAGUGAAGUACCCAUAAGCCCAAUUCACAUUGAAAAGGUAAAAAGCUCCCGUUCUGUUCAGCAGGAGAAAGAACAACUGCCUUCCAUUCCUUCAGGACCCUCUUUGGGAGAUUUUGUUCUUUGGAAAGGAGAGCCAACAAGCCCAUCUCCUCCUCCAGCAUGGACUACUGAUUCUGCUAGGAUUCCUAAACCAACAUCAUUAAGGGACAUUCUAAAGGAGCAGGAGAAGAAGUCCUCUGCAGUACUCCCAAAUCAACUGCCUACUCCUCAAAAAUCACAAACUGCCCAAGCUGCACGGAGUAGUGGUUCUUCACGCCCAAUUUCAGCUUCAUCUCCAUCAAAAACUGCACCUUCUAGCCAGAUAAACUCCCAAGCUUCUCUGUCAAAAUACAGAGGGGAUGAUGAUAUGUUUUGGGGUCCAGUCGAGCAAUCCAAGCAAGAAAAUAAGCAGUCAAAUUUCCCUCAACUUGCUAGGCAGGGGAGCUGGGGUUCUAAAAGUGUUCCCAUGAAAGGUAAUUCACCUGGAUCAUUGAGUCGACAAAAAUCUGGGAGUGGCAAACCAACUGAGCAAUCUCUAUCAUCAUCACCUGCCUCUUCUCAAUCACUGCUAAAACUGAAAAAAGAUGCAAUGACCAAGAAUUCUGAAGCCAUGGACUUCAGAGUUUGGUGUGAGAAUGAAUGUGCGAGGCUCAUUGGGACAAAAGAUACAAGUUUCCUUGAGUUUUGCUUGAAGCAGACAAGAUCUGAAGCAGAGAUAUUUCUCACAGAAAACCUGGGAUUAUAUGACCAUGAUCAUGAAUUCAUUGAUAAAUUCCUCAAUUACAUGGACCUACUACCAUCAGAUGUUUUGGAAAUAGCUUUUCAAACCGUGAAUGAUCGGAAAGUUGAUGCAAAUACAGAUGUACUAGAGCUAGGUUACACUGAUGGAUCCUUUUCAAAAGUUGGAAAGAAGAAAGGCGGCAACAAAGGAAAAAAGGUAAGCUCUUCAGUUUUGGGAUUCAAUGUCGUGAGUAACAGGAUCAUGAUGGGUGAGAUCCAGACAGUAGAAGACUAACAUAACAUAGGUUAUUGCGGAACGUGUAAAUACUUUUUGGCCAUACGUGUAUUUUGUAAAUGUAUUUUCUGUUAUUCAUUUAACUUUUUUUGGCUUUUUUAACAGUAGCAGCAUCAAUUGUAUCUGCUCAAUCAGUUUUGUUGUCUUAAAUGUAUUUUGACGUUUGAUCACGCUGACAAACAUAAUAUUGUGUCAGCCUUAACUUGAUUCAAUUAAUUUGCUGUUUAUCUUUUGUAAGCAAGCUAAUUGAUUCGUAGGCAGAGUCUGUAGCUUGUAAAGCCCGUUUUGGAAAACUGUUCUGUUUCUAUUUCUUGAUU
This is a messenger RNA of Glycine soja, 5868 nucleotides long. RefSeq lists its product as uncharacterized. Gene Ontology annotation, molecular function: protein binding. The transcript is spliced from 9 exons. The record is from RefSeq and is a predicted model, not a curated record. Bases 167 to 5551 code for a protein of 1794 amino acids. NCBI's taxonomy places the organism in Eukaryota, Viridiplantae, Streptophyta, Magnoliopsida, Fabales, Fabaceae.